AUGGUGCCUUGCGAGCAGCGCUUGUCGAAAUCAGUUCCCCGCCUCGGCGCUGUUGCCCUCUGCAGCUUCGAGCCCGGGGACCUGGUCGGCGAGGAGGCGCCCCUGCUGCAGCUCUCCGCGGACGCGGUGCCUGAGCAACAGCUCCAGACUCUCUCUUCAGGGGCGCGGCACCAGCUGCUGGAGCUCAGUGAUUUUUCGGCCGAGAAGACGGUGCAGGGCAUUCUUGACACAAACAGCUUCGAGAAAGGUCUGGGGUCUGCCGACCGGGUCCUGUGCCCUACUUUGGCUCGCUUCAACCACUCUUGUGUUCCCAACUGCCAGCAUGUCUGGGACAGCGAUGCAGAAGUAAUGCGCAUCCUGGCCUCGACAGAGAUUUCCGUCGGUGAUGAGCUGAGCAUUGACUACAUUGACAUCCGCCAAAGCCGCCAAGAGCGGCAAGCCUUGCUGAGUCGCAAGUACGGCUUCCAGUGUACUUGCCCGGCGUGUCAGCAAGGAGAUGACGAGGGCGACAGGCGGAGGCAGAUCAUGGCCCGCAUCGAUGACGAGAUUGGAGGGGCCUCGCCGGAAGAAGUUCUGGAGUUGGUGCAGCGCCUGUUGCAGCUCUAUGAUGAGGAGGGACUGCAUCUUCACGCACUACGAGGCAGCUGA
Messenger RNA from Symbiodinium natans, 648 nucleotides. NCBI's taxonomy places the organism in Eukaryota, Dinophyceae, Suessiales, Symbiodiniaceae. The record is from the annotation of a GenBank genome assembly.